AUGACGGCGCGCGAGGUUGAGUUGACGGGCGGGGCGCCCUGGGGCUUCCGCAUGCAUGGGGGCGUCGAUCAGAACCAGCCUUUGAGAAUAUCACGGGUCAACCCAGGGCGGAAGGCUUCGCUGUGCGGCGUGCGGGAAGGAGAUGUCAUCUCAUCCAUCAACGGGCGAGCCACGCGUGGCAUGAGCAACGCAGACGCUCACGCCAUGCUGCGCGGAGCUGGGCCUGUGCUGCGGUUAGGGCUUAAUGAGGACCGAGAGAUGUCACCACGGCGAAGAUCAAUAAGCAGAGGCAGCGAAUUGAAAAGGCCUUCACAGUUGUUGGCAUCAACAGAAGAAGCUACGCUGCAAGAGCCAGUCUAUGCAACCAUCAAGCCGCCGAUAACUCAAACCUGGGCCCCGUCAUCGCCCCUUCGCUCGUCACUAAACUCAUUACCCUCUCUCAACUCCACCCCUCUAGUGAAAUCGGCCGCGCCCGUCGAACAGCCUCUCAAGUUCCAUCCAACCAACCCCUUUUAUACAACAUUGCCCUCGAACUAUACAAGUGCUUCCAAACUUCCUAUAUCAAAUGGGAAAUCGUCAAUAUCUACUUUAGAUAGAAAUAAAACUAACAAGCCCAAUGACUCUAGUCCAGAUUUAAAAUCCCCUUCAGCGAACAAUCAGGAGCAAAACUCCGCAUCUUCAAGUGCUAAAUAUCACUUCGUGCAACUGAACAACGAUGUCGCUGAAGCCGAGCCGAGCGAGCCGGUGACCGCCAAGCCGCCGACGCCUGCGCCGGCGCAGAGCUCCGCGAAACGUGAGUAA
Cydia amplana is the source of this 801-nucleotide messenger RNA. RefSeq names its product PDZ and LIM domain protein 2-like. The transcript is spliced from 6 exons. The coding region runs from base 1 to 801 and encodes 266 amino acids. Gene Ontology annotation, cellular component: adherens junction; filamentous actin; stress fiber. The record is from RefSeq and is a predicted model, not a curated record. Lineage: Eukaryota; Metazoa; Arthropoda; Insecta; Lepidoptera; Tortricidae. Gene Ontology annotation, molecular function: actin binding; muscle alpha-actinin binding. Gene Ontology annotation, biological process: actin cytoskeleton organization; muscle structure development.